UGGAUAAAUAGCUGUCCAUUCGUUUAUAGAAGUUGUUUUUAAGAGUUAGGAGUGCGUGUAACGUAUAUAUUGUUCGUUCUACUAAUCAACAGUGGUGCAAUCCAUUGGCGUGUGCUACGGCGUGAACGGCAACAACCUGCCGUCGCCGAGCGACGUCGUGAAGCUCUACCAGUCGAAGGGGAUCGACUCCAUGCGCAUCUACUUCCCGAGGAGCGACAUCCUCCAGGCACUAACCGGCUCAAACAUCGCCCUCACCAUGGGCGUCGCCAACGAGAACCUCUCCGCGUUCGCCUCCGACCCCUCCGCCGUGGCCAAUUGGGUCAAGCAGAACGUCCAGGUCUACCCGGGCGUCAACUUCCGCUACAUCGCCGUCGGCAACGAGGUUGAGAGCGGCAACACGCAGAACGUCCUCCCGGCCAUGCAGAACAUGAACAGCGCGCUCUCCGCUGCCGGCCUCAGCAACAUCAAGGUGUCCGUGUCGGUGUCCCAGAAGGGCGUGCUCGCCGGGUACCCGCCGUCCAAUGGCAUGUUCUCCCCCGAAGCGACCUCGUACAUGACGCCCAUCGCGAAGUACCUGGCGAGCACCGGCGCGCCGCUGAUGGCCAACGUCUACCCCUACUUCGCCUACGUGGGCAACCUGCGGGCCCAGAUCGACGACAUCAACUACGCGCUCUUCACGUCGCCGGGCACGGUGGUGCCGGACGGCAGCAAGGCUUACCAGAACCAGUUCGACGCCAUCGUCGACACGUUCUACUCCGCGCUGGAGAGCGCCGGCGCCGGGAGCGUCCCGAUCGUGGUGUCGGAGAGCGGGUGGCCGUCGGCCGGCGGCACGGCGGCGAGCGCCAGCAACGCGCAGACGUACAACCAGAACCUGAUCAAACACGUCGGGCAGGGGACGCCCAAGAGGGCCGGGAGAAUCGAGACCUACAUUUUCGCCAUGUUCAACGAGAACGACAAGAGAGGCGACGAGACGGAGAGGCACUUCGGCCUCUUCAACCCUGAUCAGUCGCCGGCCUACACCAUUAAUUUCUAAAGAACAGCACUUACAGGCUCCAGGCUCCAUACAAUUAAGGAGAUCGAUGAGGAAAGCAACGACUAUAUAGUACGUAAGUUCCAGUUGAAUGUUUGGAUUUGAUCGAAUAAAUUGUUACGUACAUAUACGUAACACUUGCAUGUUUUGGAUAGGCUAGCUAUCUGUCUUUUAAUUUAAGCAUGAGAUGUGGUAAGCUUGUAGCCCGGCCGGCAGAUUUGUUGCAUAAUUCCUGUGCAUGCAUGUUUCGUUUUGUUGAAUAAUUCCUUUUUUUUAGUUCAUGUAUACAGCAUUAGC
Molecule: messenger RNA, 1327 nt
Organism: Oryza sativa Japonica Group (Japanese rice)
Lineage: Eukaryota; Viridiplantae; Streptophyta; Magnoliopsida; Poales; Poaceae
Product: glucan endo-1,3-beta-glucosidase, acidic isoform-like
Biological process (GO): carbohydrate metabolic process
Cellular component (GO): plasma membrane
Molecular function (GO): hydrolase activity, hydrolyzing O-glycosyl compounds
Source: RefSeq, a predicted model, not a curated record